Molecule: messenger RNA, 2516 nt
Organism: Klebsormidium nitens
Lineage: Eukaryota; Viridiplantae; Streptophyta; Klebsormidiophyceae; Klebsormidiales; Klebsormidiaceae
Source: the annotation of a GenBank genome assembly
GCUAGACGGCCAGAAGUGGCUUCACUCCCAGACGUAGGUACGGUGGGAAGAGCGGAUUGAAGCAAAAAGUUUGCAAGCCGCAAGCGCAGCGGCAAAGCUUGCAGAAAAGGUUUGCUUACCUCAGUGACAGAGGGUAGUCAGACUCAAGUCAAAUUGAUUGAGUUUGAGUCUUUCUUGAAUUGGCUGGAUUCAACAGAUUCUUCUGAGAGCAAGCCACAAUGCCAGCAGCCUACGAGACCGCGGACGAUGAGGGCGACUUUGCCCCAAUCUCCAACCCCUUGCCUCCACCUCCUCGGCCAGGCGACAGCAAGCCGCCUGCGGAGGAGGAAAGGCCGCUCUCCAAUGACGACUUCAGACGGAUGGUGGCGGAGACGCCUAGGAGGGGGGAAGACAAGGCGGGCAAACACAAAAACCAAAGGAGAACAAGCGGCGAUGGAGAGAAACCCAAGAAGAAGUGGCAGCCAAAGCCGAAGGAGGGCGAAGAAACUGGCGCCGGCACAGGAUCCGCCUACCGUGACCGGGCUAAAGAGCGUAGGGAGGAUCAGAACCCCGACUACGACGGAGCUUCCGCUGAGCUGGGGGGCCUUCACGCUGUUCCAGCCCCCGGCACCUUCUCAGACAUCCACACAUCGGACGCGCACAAGAUCUCAAUUGAGAACUCCAAGUACCUUGGAGGAGAUGUGGAGCACACGCAUCUCGUGAAGGGGCUCGACUAUGCGCUGCUGCAGAAGGUGCGCAGUGAGCUGAAAAAGUCGCUGGAAGAGCAAGAAGAGGACGAGGACGAUGCGAAGGCUCGCGCCAAGGAGCACCGGCGAAAGGAAGCGGAAGAGAAGGCGAUGAACAUCCGGACGGGCGUCGCUAAGUCGGUCUAUCAGUGGCUUAUCAAGCCGACCCGUAGCAAUCUCAGGGCGAGCGAGAUGUUUCUCCCAGGGCGGACGUCGUUCUUAUUUGAGCUGGAUGACGAGUUUGCGGCGGACAUCCCAACAACCCUUCACCGCAGCAAGGCUGAUUGCCCCGCUCCUCAGGAUCUACUGGAUGCGAGCGUGGACGCGCUGCUGCUGGACCGCAUUUCGCGCGUCAUGUCGUACCUGCGGCUCGGGUCGUCCGCCAAGGGGCUGAAAAAGCUCAAGAAGCGGGACAGGGACCUCGUCAGACCCACCGGCGUGGCCGAGCUUCGCGCCUCCGCCCGCGAUUCCGAGGAGCCGUCUCCUCGCACCGACACGAACAACCACGCCAAACCCCCCAAACCCUCGCUCGCCGACGAUGACGACAUCUUCGAGGACGCCGGCCGGGAGUACACCCUAGAAGUUCCCGAGAAAGGCGGAAGCGCAAAAGGGGGGGAGGGGCAAGAAAACGGGGACCGCGGGUCGUACUUUGCGGAGCCGGGAAAGCCGGCCCCCCAGCCGGAGGAAGCGCUGCUGCCGCCGCCGCCCCCCCCUCCGGACGCAGGCGCGGUACCCCCCCAGUACGGGGAUCACGGCCCGCAGGCGCCUCCGGGGGGUUACGAUGGGAUGGCUUACCCGGAAGUGGGGCAAGGGUACUACCAAGGGUACCCCCCUGCGGAGAUGUAUCCGCAGCCAGCAGAUUACCAAUACGGGCCGGUCCCCGGCGCAGCUUACCCGCCCCAGGGGGAUGGCUAUGGCUACGAAGCCUACCCAGAAGCACCUCCCGUUCCCGUGGAAGAUCUGGGCCCCCAACCGUUAACUCAGGCGGACAAAGACAAGGGCGCGGCGUCCGUUUUCCGAAGAGAUGACGCCAGCCUGCGUCAGCGGGACCGCGAUGAGCGGGAGAAGGACCCCGGGUUCGUGUCAGACACGUACGCGGAGUGCUAUCCAGGCUACGGGGAGUACAACCACGAGGUGCUGGAGGGCAGCGACGAGGAGGAGGACAAGUCCAAGAUGGACUUGGGCGCCAAGGGCGAGAAGCGGUUGCAGCGGUACGACUUCGAAACGCAGGAGGAAUACGACCGGUACCAUCUAGAGCGGGAAGCAACGCCAAAGGCCGCGUUCCAGUUCGGGGUAAAAACGGCCGACGGGCGCAAGACGAGAAAGACGCAAAGCAAGGAGCAGAAGUUGAACAACGAGCUGCACAGGAUAGAAAAGAUGAUCAGUGCGAAGAAGGACGCGCGGAGCAAGGGAGAGGAAGGAGGGGAGUUUGUGAGGUACGGGGAGGAUGAGGAGGGCCCGGGGAAGAAGCAGCGGACUGGGUACUAAAAGCAGCUAGGCAACGUAUAGUUGGUCUUAUGCAUGCCACGCCCUGCUUGAACACGAGGCAUAUUCCUUUUGGCCGGCCGACCUGCGGGUUCAUUUUCAUAAACUUUUUAGGUCUCUUUAGGGUUGACAAGGUCUGCGUCAAUCCGCAGAUACUGCCGCUGGAGGGCGGGUGUCAGUUCCAUCAUCGAUUGGCAUUGGCACUUUAGUGACGCUAUGUUACAGAAGGUUGUAAUUCUUAUAAUUGCGGCUUGUAUACGGCUAUGGCUGCGCGCAUGAGCUUGGAUACAAGAUGCGGUGUAUCCA